UUUUUAUCUACAUAGUUUGAUAAGUGAUACACCUCACUUUGGUUGGCCAAUGACUGAAAAUUUCGGUUUCAGAAAAAAUUGAGUAAAUUCGUCAUAUUAGAAGUUAUAAUGUUGCUAAGGAAUUAAACAUUGACCACAAAACAGUUUUAAAUUAUUGAAGAAGCGGAUUGUGACUCUGUCUUCAGCCAAUAGAAGCUUAAGAAUCUCUGAAGUAAUUCUAUUGGUCACUUCCAACAUACAAGGAACAGUAUAAAUACUACACGCUGCUACGCGUUGUUACUUCUGAAAUAGAGCUCAAUAGUGCUCGUUCCGACUAAGUAAAUUUAUAUUUUUAAAAAGCUUUGAUAUGUCUGGACGUGGGAAAGGCGGUAAAGUGAAGGGAAAGACGAAGUCACGGUCAAAUAGAGCUGGAUUACAAUUUCCAGUUGGUCGUAUCCAUCGUCUUUUAAGGAAAGGUAAUUAUGCCGAACGCGUUGGAGCCGGAGCGCCAGUUUAUCUGGCAGCAGUGAUGGAAUAUUUAGCUGCUGAAGUUCUCGAGUUGGCCGGAAAUGCUGCUCGUGAUAACAAAAAGACAAGAAUUAUUCCGAGACACUUACAAUUGGCGAUUCGAAAUGACGAAGAAUUAAAUAAAUUGUUGUCUGGCGUGACUAUUGCUCAGGGCGGUGUCUUGCCAAACAUACAAGCUGUUUUGCUUCCAAAAAAGACGGAAAAGAAAACAUAAUUAAAAAUUUGUAAACUAAAACGGCCCUUUUUAGGGCCACCA
Messenger RNA from Vespula pensylvanica (western yellowjacket), 763 nucleotides. Its product is annotated as histone H2A-like. The coding region runs from base 347 to 721 and encodes 124 amino acids. Gene Ontology annotation, molecular function: DNA binding; structural constituent of chromatin; protein heterodimerization activity. Gene Ontology annotation, cellular component: nucleosome. The record is from RefSeq and is a predicted model, not a curated record. NCBI's taxonomy places the organism in Eukaryota, Metazoa, Arthropoda, Insecta, Hymenoptera, Vespidae. The transcript is spliced from 2 exons.